Messenger RNA from Poeciliopsis prolifica (blackstripe livebearer), 1022 nucleotides. RefSeq lists its product as uncharacterized. Lineage: Eukaryota; Metazoa; Chordata; Actinopteri; Cyprinodontiformes; Poeciliidae. The record is from RefSeq and is a predicted model, not a curated record. Bases 99 to 755 code for a protein of 218 amino acids. The transcript is spliced from 4 exons.
AACACAUCCACAUCCCCUCAGGUGAGCUGCUCUCCUCUCCAAAGUCACUUUCUGACUAAACUCCGACAUUCUGGGUUUUGAGUCUCAGUUUCUCCAAGAUGAUGCAGAAUAAUCUGUGUGUGGCGGCACUUUGCCUCCUGAGUGCAGUAACACUGUGCCGAGCGACGACCACCGAGGCUCCAGUAACUUUAACUGGGUCAACGUCGGCUCCUGGAACACAAACCACUAAACUCAACACAGCUACAGGCAUGACACACUCUCCAGCACCAACUGCACCCAAUUCAGCCUCAACCGGUCCACAGUCUAGCGCCUCAACUGGUCCACAGACUGGCGCCUCAACCGGUCCACAGACUGGCGCCUCAACUGGCCCACAGUCUAGCGCCUCAACCGGUCCACAGUCUAGCGCCUCAACUGGUCCACAGACUGGCGCCUCAACCGGUCCACAGUCUAGCGCCUCAACUGGUGGACAGUCUAGCACCUCAACUGGUGGACAGACUAGUGCCUCAACUGGUGGACAGACUAGCGCCUCAACUGGUGGACAGACUAGCGCCUCAACUGGUGGACAGACUAGUGCCUCAGCUGGUGGACAGACUAGCGCCUCAACUGGUGGACCCACUGUAGUGCCAACUGGUGGACCCAGUCCUUUGGGACUCUCAGGAGGAGCGAUAGCUGGCAUCACCAUAGGAACGAUUGCUGGAGCGGGCUUAUUGGGCGGCGGUAUCUACGGUCUGCUGAAGUACACCAACAAAAUCUGAGACCAGCACCAUUCAAAUUAUGAUUUAUUAUUUAUGUGGUCACUCAUUGCACUGUAAAAAAUGUCCUACUCCAAUGUCACCCGAAACCCUGACCUGGAGGACAAGAGAAGAAGAUGCUUCGUCUGAAAAGUUGAUUUGAGAAGAAAAAACUUUCCAGGCCAGAAGAAAGCAUCGUGCUUUAAAUUUUUUUCUAAAAUACCCACUUAAAAUAUGUUGUAAACGGUUACAUUGUCAAAGUUUAUUUCUCAUUAAGUGGUGAUUUUUUUU